AACAAAAACACCCCCAGGCCAAGAAGCUCUGUUGCCACGUUCAAACUGACGUUGUAUUACUGUACAUCUUGAGCAGCCUCAAAACAGACGUGCAUUUAGACCGCUUCGCUUCAGCGUCCCAUUCUUUGCCUUGUCUCCUUUUUUUUCUCCUUCUCUUUUGACAGACCGCCAGUCUUUCCGAGGCUCCGAUUCUUCUCCUCUCCUACGAUAUACCACUUUUGAUAUCCCGCAUUGGUUCUCCCGCUACUAAAGUAUUGAUCCGAUUUCGACCGAUAACCCCUGCGCCACAUUACCACUGUGCCCAUAUUUUUUCAUCCCCCUUCAAUUACGUCUGGGUCGUAAACCAGUCGGACAAGUUUUUGUGCUCUUGAAUCCGAGCCGGCGAUAAUAUCUUCCCAUCGCCUUUCCCACGCCCGCCGGUAAACCUCCCUUCUCGGCAUCACCACUUGAUCCGCCCAUCAUGGCCGCUCCAGCUGCCACUGCUCCCCUGCAGCUUGACCCCAAAUAUGACGGCUAUGACUUCCCAACCGUCGCUCCAGUCCCCGCCCCUGGCCACCCAGGCCACUUGACGGCUGAACAGCAGGCCCAGGUGUCGCAGCUCAGGCUCAUGCUUGAGUCGCAGGGCUACACUGAUCGUCUCGACACUCUGACUCUGCUCCGCUUCCUCCGCGCACGCAAGUUCGAUGUCAAUCUCGCCCUCAAGAUGUUUGUCGACUGUGAGAAGUGGCGCAAGGAGACCAAGCUCGACGAGAUUCUGCCGACAUGGGACUACCCCGAGAAGGCCGAGAUAUUCAAGUACUACCCCCAGUACUACCACAAGACGGAUAAGGACGGCCGGCCAGUCUACAUUGAGCAGCUUGGCAACGCCGACAUCACCGCCAUGAACAAGAUUACAACGCAGGAGCGCAUGCUGACGAACCUGGCCGUCGAGUACGAGCGCGUGGCCGACCCGCGUCUACCCGCUUGCAGUCGCAAGUCCGGCCACCUGCUCGAGACAUGCUGCACCAUUAUGGACUUCAAGGGUGUCGGCAUCUCCAAGGCAUCGCAGGUCUACGGCUACGUGCGCGCGGCCUCCAACAUGUCGCAGAACUACUACCCCGAGCGCCUGGGCCGCCUGUACCUGAUCAACACCCCCUGGGGCUUCAGCGGCGUCUGGGGCAUUGUCAAGGGUUGGCUCGACCCCGUUACCGUCCAGAAGAUCCACAUCCUGGGUAGCGGAUACCAGAAGGAGCUGCUGGCCCAGAUCCCCGCCGAGAACCUGCCCAAGAGCUUGGGUGGUACCUGCACCUGCGCCGGCGGCUGUGAGCUUUCGGAUGCUGGCCCAUGGAACGAGAAGGAGUGGGCUCGUCCCCCCAAGUGGGAGACGAAGCACAAGCAGCAGGCCGCUGCUCCUGCAGCUGCUGCUGCUCCGGCCGCUACUGAGCCUGCCCCUGCCGCCGCUCCUGCUGCGCCCGCUGCUGAGGCCGAGGCUAAGCAGCCAGCUGCCGCUUAAGCUGGCCUGUCUUAUGCGCAGUGUGUCCGACCGCAAAGGCGUUGCAGCCUGUAUUGUUUGAGAGCGUCGAGAUGAAUAGGGUAAUUGCAAGGAGUUGGGGAGAAAAGAAUGGCGGCGGGAAUUCUGCCAGAGAUGAGAUCCCUAGACUUGUUUGUUGGGGUUGUGCGGGAGGGCAGGUUUUACCAGGGUUGAUACCCGCUUAGGUUUGACUUGUAAAGUUGUUGAAAAGAUGAGACGGCACCGAAAGAUGCAGAUUAUAGACAUUUCUUCGUAGCCUUAUAUCCACCAGUCUUUUUAUUCAUUCAGUUGUUCCUGCACG
This is a messenger RNA of Pyricularia oryzae 70-15, 1811 nucleotides long. Its product is annotated as Sec14 cytosolic factor. NCBI's taxonomy places the organism in Eukaryota, Fungi, Ascomycota, Sordariomycetes, Magnaporthales, Pyriculariaceae. The record is from RefSeq and is a predicted model, not a curated record. The transcript has 4 exons. Bases 461 to 1492 code for a protein of 343 amino acids.